AUGAUUCCUUCAUUUGCAUUACUGUUCGUUUCUGGCCUUGUGCAGUUUGUUGCCGCCAAGGAUGUCUACCUCCAGUGGGAUGUUACUUGGGUCAAUGCUGCCCCGGAUAGCUAUGAAAGGCCGGUAAUUGGUAUUAAUAAUGAAUGGCCGUGUCCACAAGUCGAUGUUGAUGUCGGUGACCGGUUGAUUGUGGAUGUGACGAAUAGCCUGGGAAACCAGUCUACUGCUAUUCACUGGCAUGGCAUACAUCAGUAUACUUCCGGUACUAUGGAUGGCGCUUCAGAUGUUUCCCAAUGCCCUAUUCCUCCCGGGUCAACUAUCCGUUACAAUUUUACGCUCGAUCAAGCUGGUACAUAUUGGUAUCAUUCACAUAAUAUGGGACAGUAUCCCGAUGGCUUGCGCGGCCCAUUGAUUGUUCACGAUCCAAGUCCUCCAUUUGAAUGGGAUGAUGAGUUUACAGUCACCUUGACAGACUGGUAUCACCAGGAGAUGCCCGAGCUCCUUGACCAGUAUGAAUCGACCGACAAUGCACAGAGCAACGCUGGGGAUGAACCGGUCCCUGACGUUGCAUUGAUCAAUGACUCGACACAGUCACAGUUCAAAGUCCAACCAGGCAAGACAUACUUGGUCCGCUUCAUCUGCGUUGGAAACUGGCCUGGCCAUGCAUUCUUGUUUGACGACCAUGAAAUGACCGUUGUGGAAAUCGACGGUGUCUGGGUGGAACCCUACCCAGUGGGGGAGAGGAACAUUCGAAUUGCCCCCGGCCAACGUAUGAGUGUUCUCAUCAAGACCAAAGAUGAUGCAAGCAAAAACUAUGCUUUCUGGGAUACCAUUGACAUCAAUAUGAUGUUCGUUUACGAGAACAAGCCCAUCCCGGAACACUAUAACCCUAAUGCUACUGCAUGGCUCGUGUAUGAUGAGUCUUUGCCGCUACCACCGCCUCCAGUUAUCAAUGAGUUUGACUUUAUUGAUGACUUGUCGUUUGUGCCAUAUGAUCGCACGCCACUGCUGGAACCGGUGGAUCAUCAAAUCAUUCUCAAUACUGGUCACACUACCAUCAACGGAAUCAGCCGGUUCACGAUCAAUGGUCGGACCUAUAUGCCCCAACAAGUGCCUACACUUUACACAGCGUUAACCAUCGGCCCGAAGUACUACAACAACCCUGCUGUGUACGGGGACGUGAACCCGAUUAUCCUCAAGCAUAACGACGUCGUAGAAAUUGUGAUUAACAACUACCACAAUAACCUUCACCCGUGGCACUUGCACGGCCAUCAGUUUCAGGUUCUACAACGCACUAAUGUUGACGGCGGCUUCUUUAACGGUUAUUACGCGAAUGUCUCUUCCACUCCGGUCAUACGUGACACCAUCAUGGUGCAGAAUAAUGGCCAUGCUGUUAUUCGGUUCCGUGCUGACAAUCCCGGUGUCUGGCUCUUACAUUGCCAUAUUGAAUGGCAUGUUGAAGCCGGAUUUGUGGUUACAAUAAUUGAGGCACCAGACCAAUUUCAAAAUAUGUACAGAUCAAAAGACCAUAUUCGUAUCUGUGAUGCCUAUGGAUCGCCUUCUAGCGGAAACGCGGCAGGAAAGCAGGGAACAAACCUACAGGGAGCAAAUAACUAUAUCUAUCCAGGCGAUUCAGGGGCUUCUUACCCGCCACCUACGUUCCCAUAAAUAAUAUCA
This is a messenger RNA of Talaromyces stipitatus ATCC 10500, 1677 nucleotides long. Its product is annotated as conidial pigment biosynthesis oxidase Abr1/brown 1. Gene Ontology annotation, molecular function: copper ion binding; ferroxidase activity. The record is from RefSeq and is a predicted model, not a curated record. Gene Ontology annotation, cellular component: high-affinity iron permease complex. Bases 1 to 1668 code for a protein of 555 amino acids. Lineage: Eukaryota; Fungi; Ascomycota; Eurotiomycetes; Eurotiales; Trichocomaceae. The transcript has 3 exons. Gene Ontology annotation, biological process: reductive iron assimilation; cellular response to iron ion starvation.